AAGGAAAAAAAAAUAUCUUAGAAACGUGGGCGGAGGGGGAGUUGGCUGGGAAGAGAGAGAUGGAGAUAGCUCGUUGUUCUACGUCUCUAAUGGCGUCACGGCUUCCGGCGAGGCUCCCCUCCCCGCCCUACGCCUCUCUGGCCGCCUACAACUCCGUCUUCUUCGCCAAUGGCGGACGGGUCCUGGCCAGGACGAGGCUCUCCCUGGCCUCCGGCCGGCGGCGAAGGGGGGGCAGUGGUGGCGGCGGGUGCCGUUGCCUCUUCGGUCUCGGCGUCCCCGAGCUCGUCGUGAUAGCCGGCGUCGCCGCGCUGGUCUUCGGCCCCAAGAAGCUCCCCGAGAUCGGCCGGAGCAUCGGAGAGACCGCGAAGAGCUUCCAACAGGCUGCUAAAGAGUUUGAAACCGAGUUAAAAAAGGAUGACGAAGAUGCUACUAAACCCACUCCUCCAGCUGAGAGUCCCCAGGUUGUUAGCAGCGAAGAUGAGAAAGAAGAAAUGGAAGCUUCGGGCUCGGGCACCAAAAAGAGCUCAUGAAUUGGGACCAUGAUCCAUCAGCUGCCAAAGGUUGCUUCAAUGUUGUAUCAGCAGGUUGUAUUAAGUUGCUUUCUUCAAAAAAAAAAAAAAAAAAAAAAAUCCUCAUGCAGCAGAUAUGGAGUUGUUUAUAAGUGAAGAACCAAGUUUCUUGUAGUUGCUGACAUUAUGCAUGGAGGUUCUUAUUUUGCACAUCAAAGAUGUGGUGCCAUCUUGCUGGUGUAUCUUUUAAUGAAUCAGUCAGCAAUUAUAACAGUAUCAGACCUAUUUGCAAUAGAAAAUACUCUAAAGAUUUCUCAGGA
This is a messenger RNA of Phoenix dactylifera (date palm), 829 nucleotides long. Lineage: Eukaryota; Viridiplantae; Streptophyta; Magnoliopsida; Arecales; Arecaceae. The record is from RefSeq and is a predicted model, not a curated record.